AUGGCACAACGAUCAGGGCACCGUCACGGACGUGGUGGACAUCAUGGACGUGGCGGACAUCAUGGACGUGGCGGACAUCACGGACGUGGCGCGCAUCAUGGACAUGGUGGACAUCAUGGCCAUCAUGGACAUCAUGGUCAUCAUGGACAUCAUGGACAUCAUGGACAUCAUGGCCAUCAUGGACAUCGUGGUCAUCAUGGACACCGUGGACAUCAUGGCCAUCAUGGACUCCAUGGUCAUCAUGCACUUCAUGUUCAACAUGGAAUUCACGGUCAUCCUGGGCAUCAUAACCAGCAGGGAUAUAGUGGUCAUCAUGGACAUCAUAGUUUUUUCAUUCUAAUUUAUUUAAUAUUCAAAAUAAUUUCACCUGUUUUUUGUAUUAAUUUAACACCAACCCUAAACACCAAGAACGGUGCUUUGUUUGGUGAAAAUAAAGGUUACUACAAUGCAUAUAAGUCCAUACCUUAUGCACACCCACCUAUAGGAGAAUUACGUUUUGAACCACCCAAAGCAUUAACAGAGAGUUGGGCCCACAUAUUAAAUGCUACAACCACAGCAUCCAAGUGCUUACAGUGGCUUACAACAGAAACGAGUGAUCCUAUAGUGGGUAGUGAAGAUUGUUUAUACUUGAAUGUGUUUGUACCACAACGGAAUCAAAAAACACAGUCAUCUAUUUUACUACCAGUAAUGGUUUUUAUACACGGUGGUGGAUUAAUGUGGGGUUCAGCAGAUUUUUAUGGUGAAGAAUAUAUAAUGCAGAAUGGCGGUAUAAUAUUAGUAACAUUUAACUAUAGAUUAGGUCCAUUUGGUUUUCUAAGUACUGAAGAUAAGGAAAUACCAGGUAAUAUGGGUUUUAAAGACCAAACUAUGGCACUUGAAUGGAUAUACGAGAAUAUUUAUGAUUUCGGUGGCGAUAAUACUAAAAUAUUAUUGUCAGGUUGGUCAGCUGGUGGCGCCAGUGUAAAUUUUCAUUUAGUAUCAGAGCUCACACAUGCUGAAUGGUUUAAUAGCGCUGCUUCUUUUAGCGGUACAGCACUUUGUCCUUGUCAUGCCAUAUAUAGCGGAGCUGCUUUAGAAAAGACUAAGCAAAUAGCAGCUUACUUAAAUUGCAGUGUAGAAUCACUCAAUACUACAGAAGGUAUUAAAAAAUGUUUGAAAACAAAAACAGCUGUAGAUAUCAUUAGUCAAAUCAAAAAAUUUUAUAAAUACGCCAAUCAUCCAUUUGCCAUCUUUGGUCCGGUAAUCGAAGACAAAAAGAGUGCGCAACCCUUUCUACUUAAUCAUGUGGAGAAUUUAAUGUAUCACGGUAAAGUGAAAGCAAAACCAUGGUUAGUUACUAUAACAGCACAAGAUGGUGGUUUCGGUACGGCUGAGUUUCUUAAAAAGGGUGCUGAUGGUCGUGAACUUAUAUAUACUUUAAAUGACAAAUGGACUGAAUUAGCGCCUAUAAUGUUGUUUUUUAAUAGUACACUUACAAAAGAACAACAAGUGAAAUUAGCGCUGGAAUUAAGGCAAACAUAUUUUGGUAGCAAAAAUAUUAGUGUGGAAACAUAUACAGAACUUGAAAAUCUCUAUAAUAUGGAAUUAAGCAUAAUGCAUGUUAAUAAAGUUGUGGAAUUAUUUGAAAAGUUUACAAGCAACGCGAAAGUAUAUGGGUAUAUCUAUGAUAACCCUGCACCAUUUAGUUACGGUAAUGUGCAAGCGGAACGUGAUGAUUGGAAAUUUGGUACUCUACAUGGUGACGACAUUUCCCUUAUAUUCAAAACAUCCAUCCGACACAACCACCCACUUACCACGGAUGAGUUGAAAAUAUCAAAACAACUCAUUGAAAUGCUCGUGGGUAUGGCGAAGUCAGGUUUGCCCACGUAUACAGGAACAGCUUUACCACAGUUGAGAGCUGAAAACCAAUAUCAAUUUCCUUCAAUAACGAAAAAUGGUAUACAAAAUAUAUAAGAAAGUACGAACAAAGACACCUAAAUCUAUUUAAUUUGUGUGCAAAAUCAUUAUAAUUUAAGACAAGUAACA
This is a messenger RNA of Teleopsis dalmanni, 2025 nucleotides long. Its product is annotated as esterase 6-like. Bases 1 to 1953 code for a protein of 650 amino acids. Lineage: Eukaryota; Metazoa; Arthropoda; Insecta; Diptera; Diopsidae. The transcript is spliced from 4 exons. The record is from RefSeq and is a predicted model, not a curated record.